Messenger RNA from Purpureocillium takamizusanense, 3096 nucleotides. RefSeq names its product Protein S-acyltransferase (gene AKR1). The coding region runs from base 419 to 2605 and encodes 728 amino acids. Gene Ontology annotation, cellular component: Golgi membrane. Gene Ontology annotation, molecular function: protein binding; palmitoyltransferase activity. Lineage: Eukaryota; Fungi; Ascomycota; Sordariomycetes; Hypocreales; Ophiocordycipitaceae. Gene Ontology annotation, biological process: protein palmitoylation. The record is from RefSeq and is a predicted model, not a curated record. The transcript is spliced from 5 exons.
AUCGACUGUCUCCUUUGGUGGACAUUCGAUUUUCGCCAUUUGUUCUUUCCUUGCCGUAACUUUUUCACCCUCGUCCCGAUCAACCUGCUGGUAUACUAUACCUUUAUACGCCGCAUGUAGCGACGGCGUGAGCCCUUUGCCAAGUACCAAGUAUACGUACCUUUGUUUGGCGGUGACGACGAUUCCCCGAUUGACGGCAGGCGCGACGGACCCCGAAGGUCUGUCUGCGGGCAGGCGCAACCGAUCUCCCGCUCAACGCCAACGCCAGCGCCAACGGCCGAUCCGCGCGACUCCUGACCAUCUCCGACCUCGCGCCUGCUUCCCCCCCUGAGCUCGUAACACCCGCAAGCCGCACGCUUGGAGCCCGUCCGCCGCCCUCUCGCCGCAUCCGCCGCCGCAGCGCAGCGCGGGCACGUACAUGGGCAGCCCGACCCGUCCCAGCAGCGCCUCGGCUGCCUCUUCCUCAACCACCGCUCCGAUUCACCUCUCGUCCAAGGCGUCGGCCGCCGCUCCGAAGCUCAACAGCGAGAUGGAGAUGGGCAGCCUGCCCGCUGACGCGGCGCCGCCGGCGACGGCGCCCGACAACGACAUCAUGCAGGUCGCCCGCGUCGGCGACAUUGCCGCCAUGGAGAAGCUCUUCGAGUCGGGCGAAUACGACGCGACGUAUGCCGAUGGCGAGGGCAUCACACCGCUGCAUUGGGCAUCCAUUAACAACCAGUAUGCCAUGUGCAAGUUCCUCAUCGAGCACGGCGCCGAAAUCAACAAGAAGGGCGGCGAGUCGAUCGCGACGCCCCUGCAGUGGGCAGCCCAGCGCUGCCACUAUUACACCGUCAACCUGCUCCUCCAGCACGGCGCCGACCCUCUCAUCACCGACGCUCAAGGCUACAACACGCUGCACAUCUCCACCUUCAACGGCAAUGUCCUGCUCAUCACCCUGCUUCUCCACCAGGGCAUCCCCGUGGAUGUCAUCGACAGCUUCGGCCACACCUCGCUCAUGUGGGCCGCCUACAAGGGCUUCCCUCAGUGCGUCGAUGUCUUCCUGCGCUGGGGCGCCAGUGUCCACGCUGCCGACGAACAGGGCUUCACCGCGUUGCACUGGGCGCUUGUCAAGGGCAACCCCGGCUGCAUCCUGAAGCUUAUAGAGUACGGGGCCGACCGCUUUGCCAAGACCGAGUCGGGCAAGACGCCCGCUGUCACUGCCAGCGAGCUCAACACUCAACCCGCCUGGCACCGCGCCCUGCGCGAGUGCGGCUACGAUGAGGACGGCCAUGUCGCGAUGCCCCCGUGGCCUGGCUCCAGCUACUUCCUCAAGGACAAGCGUGCCUUCGCGACCCGCUUCCUCUUCCUCUGGCCGUUUCUCCUUACCUGGAGCGUCCUCUUCGUGCUCUCUCGCUUCCCUGUCAUACUGGGCAUCCCGCUGGCCCUGCUCGCAAUCUAUGCCACUCUUGCAAGCGCCAAACAAGUGCUCGAAUAUGCCCCGUCCGACAUGCGGCACUUCCACAAGACGCCGUGGAUGGCCGGCAUCUUUGCCGGCUCUCUGUUCUUUGUCGGCAUGGACUGGCUCUUCGUCAUCCUGCCUGCGACGACGCGCACUGGGAGCUCGGGAGCGUCCCCCCAUUACAUCCUCAACCUGGUCUUCGCUGUCUUGUAUUGCCUCACCACGUUCUUCUACGCCGCGAGCAUGCGAUAUGAUCCUGGUUUUGUACCCAAGCUGAACGGCAUUGCCGAGCAACGAGCCGUCAUCGACGAUUUGCUUAAGGAAUGGAAGUACGACGAGGCCAACUUUUGUGUUACGUGCAUGAUAAGAACACCACUCCGGAGCAAGCACUGCAGGAGGUGUCAGCGUUGCGUGGCCAAGCACGACCAUCAUUGCCCAUGGGUGUACAACUGCGUCGGCGUCAACAACCAUAGGCAUUUCUUUCUGUAUCUUGUCUGCCUGACCGUGGGCAUCUUCGCCUACGACUGGUUGCUCUACUACUAUUUUGGCAACAUUACGGCAGACGCGUCAGAACAAUGCGCUCUUCUCGGCACUGGUAUAUGCAAGAUGCUGAAUUCGGACGCGUACACUCUGAUCCUGGCUGUGUGGAUCUCUCUCCAGCUCAUAUGGGUCACCAUGCUCGUGUUCACCCAGUUCUUCCAGGUGUCGCGCGCCAUGACGACAUACGAGAACAUGACGGGCAUCCACAUCAGCCCUGCCGUGACAGCCCUCACGUCCACUGGCACGCCACUUGACCCCAACUUGGCGUCCCUCGCAGCGCCCGGCGAUACGCCGAGUGCCGCCAACAAACAUCGUGGCGGCAUGUUGAAGCAGUGGAGCCGGCUGCUCGGCGUCGAUCCGUUCAUCGAGACCAUCACCGGGCGCGGGGCCGCGACGGGGAAGAACAAGCGCAAGAAGAAGAACCCGUACAGCCGCGGCUGCCUGUCCAACUGCAAGGAUUUCUGGUGCGAUCCGGCACCCGUUUUUGGCCAGCGUGAGAAUGGCUCUGCGGUGCUUGGGGGUGCCAAAGUGGACUACACAGCCAUGUACGAAAGCCCAACGCUGAUGCGACUCACUGGCAUCCGGACAAGAGGAGGCUACGAGGCGGUUGGCACGGAGGAAGUCUGAGCAUACCCGUACUAAAGGAUGCGAAAGAAUCACUGCGAAGGGUUCGUGUUGUAAUACCAAGUCAUGAAUGGUGUAUUGGUGCAUUGCGCGGCAUAUAGACCGGUGGGCGUUGGCCAUGGCCAUGAUGAUGGUGGCUUGGAUGGCAUUGCGUGAGGGCUCAUGACUGAUGACGGAGCCACAAGUGUUGUAAUAUUAUAUUCAUCCGCCAUCCGGAAUUGGGGCAAUGCUCUCUGAAGAUGAUUGACCGUGGCUUGAUCGUGUGCGCGAGAUGUCAAUUGCACUGACAACUGCCAUUGGUAAGGAGACUUGGGCACGAUUUGUGUGGCGUCUGACCUUUUCGCAAUGCUGCUCCUUAACUUACGGUUUGAAUCAAUUCGAUGUCUUUGAACGCAACUGGCAAUCCAGAGGACUGCAAUUAACAUGGCAUGUCGAUGAGUGAUGAGGAGGGCGCGCCAACACGAACGCAUUCAGAGCCGGAUGUCAAUUCACCG